AUGCCAGUACGCAAGGUAGUAACCAACAAUGUGGCCGGCGAGCCCGAGUCGACCAAGAAUAAAACGCUGGAGACCGGUGCCGGAAUCGUCCAGAAUUUCGCCCCGGUACAACGCGUCUGCGCUCACCUCAACGCGUUCCAUUGCUAUGCCGACGAUCCGACUCGCGCACCGGUAGAAGCGAACCACUACUGUGCCCAUCUGAACGACGAAGUUCGGCAGUGCAUUCUUUACGAUUCUCCAGAGCCGAAUGCGCGCAUCCUCGGUAUUGAAUACAUGAUAACGCCGCGCCUGUUCGAAACGCUCGACGCGGAGGAGCAGAAACUUUGGCACUCGCACGUCUUCGAAGUCAAGUCAGGCAUGCUCUUCAUGCCGAAGCCGACGGUAGUGCCAGACGCCGCGUGGGAAGUCGCCGAGAACAAGGAGAUGGAGCAAGUCAUUGAACUUUACGGCAAGAUCUUCCAUCUCUGGCAGGUCGAUCGGGGGGACAAGCUGCCCCUCGGUGAGCCGAAGUUGAUGACGAGCUACACGUCUGCGGACAAGAUGCCAAACUGCGAGAAAACGAUCGAGGAGCGGGACCAGAGGUUCGGCAAUGAUUAUAAGCGCAAGCAGAAGGUUCGAGAGUAUAUCCAGGAGCCGAAGAUCCAUGAGAACGCGGAUUGGACGUGGAAAGGCAGCAGGCAGGGCGAUCUUGGACAUUAG
This is a messenger RNA of Trematosphaeria pertusa, 699 nucleotides long. RefSeq names its product DUF1264-domain-containing protein. The record is from RefSeq and is a predicted model, not a curated record. NCBI's taxonomy places the organism in Eukaryota, Fungi, Ascomycota, Dothideomycetes, Pleosporales, Trematosphaeriaceae. The transcript is spliced from 3 exons. Bases 1 to 699 code for a protein of 232 amino acids.